Argiope bruennichi is the source of this 1890-nucleotide messenger RNA. RefSeq names its product probable methylmalonate-semialdehyde dehydrogenase [acylating], mitochondrial. Gene Ontology annotation, cellular component: mitochondrion. NCBI's taxonomy places the organism in Eukaryota, Metazoa, Arthropoda, Arachnida, Araneae, Araneidae. The transcript has 15 exons. Gene Ontology annotation, molecular function: malonate-semialdehyde dehydrogenase (acetylating, [NAD(P)+]) activity; methylmalonate-semialdehyde dehydrogenase (acylating, NAD+) activity. Gene Ontology annotation, biological process: thymine catabolic process; L-valine catabolic process. The record is from RefSeq and is a predicted model, not a curated record. Bases 167 to 1747 code for a protein of 526 amino acids.
AUGCGCAAUCAAUCUGCGCAGAACAGAAAAGAGAUUUAACCGCCUGGAUUUGUUUACAAUUGUCCAGGACUUCAAGGUUUCAGCAUCGAAUGAUAAGUGAGGAUUAGGAAAUAGGCAUUUCGUGUACUCGUUGCUGCUUCUACCGGUGCUGUUCAGCAAUAAAAAUAUGGGACGAUACCUGAAAACUUUGUUAUUGUCAAAACGACUUCAUUUGAUCAAAUAUGGAUUCCUCUCAAGACAUAUUGCCUCAGCUCCAACUACUAAACUGUUUAUUGAUGGGAAAUUUAUCGAAUCCAAGACUUCAGAUUGGAUUGAUUUGCAUAAUCCUGCAACAAAUGAAGUCGUGACAAGGGUGCCUAAAUCUACCAAAGACGAAAUGGAAUGGGCAGUUGCCAGUGCAAAAGAAACAUUUAAAACUUGGUCCAAUACAUCAAUUCUUACUCGGCAGCAGACUAUGUUCAAGUUGCAGCAUUUAAUAAAAGAAAAUAUGAAUAGAUUAAAAGAAAGCAUUACUUUAGAGCAAGGCAAAACUCUAAUAGAUGCAGAAGGUGAUGUACAUAGAGGAUUGCAGGUUGUGGAACAUGCUUGUGGAAUCACAUCCUUACAGUUAGGAGAAACCUUGCCAUCAAUAUCUCGAGAUAUGGAUACCAUAUCAUAUCGCUUACCUCUUGGAGUGUGUGCUGGUAUUGCACCAUUUAAUUUUCCUGCAAUGAUACCUCUUUGGAUGUUUCCUCUUGCAUUGGUAUGUGGUAAUACUAUGAUUCUCAAACCAUCAGAAAGAGAUCCAGGUGCCACGAUGAUUUUGAUGGAGUUAGCAAAAGAAGCUGGUAUUCCUGACGGAGCUGUUAAUGUUAUUCAUGGUGCACAUGAAGCUGUUACUUUCAUAUGUGACAAUCCAACUAUUAGAGCUAUAUCUUUUGUGGGAUCUGACCGAGCGGGUAAAUAUAUCUAUGAACGAGGCUCCAAGAAUGGCAAACGCGUGCAGUGUAAUAUGGGUGCUAAAAAUCAUGGAGUUAUAGUGCCUGAUGCUAAUAAAGAGCACACUCUAAAUCAGCUUGUAGGUGCAGCAUUCGGAGCAGCAGGUCAGCGUUGUAUGGCCUUAUCGACUGCUGUUUUUGUUGGGGAAUCACAAAAAUGGAUUCCAGAACUUGUAGAGAGGGCAAAGAAGUUGAAAGUUAAUGCUGGGCAUAUCCCAAAUACUGAUCUGGGACCUGUCAUCUCACCAGAAGCCAAAAAGAGGAUUUGCAAUUUAGUUGAAUCGGGAGUAAAGGAGGGUGCCAAAUUGUUGUUGGAUGGAAGAGGCAUUGUAGUUCCAGGUUUUGAAAAAGGAAACUUUGUUGGUCCAACUAUUCUUUCUGAUGUGAAGCCAAGUAUGGAAUGCUACCGAGAAGAGAUCUUUGGCCCUGUUUUAUUAACACUCUCUGCAGAUACCAUUGAUGAUGCUAUUAAUCUUAUUAAUUCUAAUCCAUAUGGAAAUGGGACAGCAGUGUUUACUACAAAUGGAGCUACAGCAAGGAAAUUUAUAGCAGAAAUUGAUGUUGGUCAAGUUGGUGUAAAUGUUCCAAUUCCUGUUCCCCUUCCUAUGUUCUCAUUUACUGGUUCUAGAGGAUCUUUCUUGGGUGAUGCCAAUUUCUAUGGAAAAGCUGGUGUCAAUUUCUACACGCAGCUGAAGACGAUAACCCAGUUGUGGAGAGAACAAGAUGCUACUGAUUCUAAAGCAGCAACGAGCAUGCCAGUCAUGAAGUAAAUAAUAUGAAGUGCCAAUGGAAAUAUCAGUCUUCCAAAUAUGAAUUUGUUGUUGUUAUUAUUAAAAAUUUUAAAUCUUAUUUGUAAAUGGGUUUUUUUUGUUUAAUCCAAAAUAUUUUUAUUUUAAUAAAAUUUUGCAUUUAA